AUAAGUAAUUACUUUGCUGCAACCGAUAAAAAAAGUAUGUUCUACUAUGAAUCAAUGUGUAUAGUAAGACUUACUACAAUCGCCAUGUUACCCUUAUCAUGUGACCUACCAGCGUCAGUUGCAUUGCUUCACUGCCACUCACAAAUCCUCCCCAGUGGCCUCAUGGGAUAGUAAAGUGUCCACUGUAUGCACACUUCAGAAUCUCGCCAGAAGAAGUAGGUCAUCCUACUGAGAAUUUGGACAUACUUAUUUUGUGUCAUAUUGUUUUUCGCCUACUAGUAGGGAAGUAUGCAAUUUCGGAUGCUGCCCGAGUUUCCUCAGUUCAUUCCGUUUGUUCAGACUCAAACAGCGACUCAAAAAAGAGAGAGUUUGAUCUGAGUUGGUUGAUAUGAUUUGUUCACUUAAAAGAUUUGUUAAUGAACGAAACACCUCUACUUUACUACUUCUUCGGUGGAACAUAAAACAAAACAAUUGACCAUUGACUUUUUUCUAAUGUGAAUGCAUGACUGAGGCUAUUAUUAUACCUAACACCCCGUUUGUGUUCAACGCAAUAAAGUAAGUAAUUUUAGCUUUGAUGGUGUGUAAAAUAUGACCGAUUUUUAUUUUGGGGGAACUAUCCCUUUAAGAACCACCCAGUGGAAAAGAAACCGUCAUAGGUGGUCAUCGCAUGUUCGUUAUUGGGGACUCCAGAUCCCAGGAGACACUGCGAUUGAGUUCCAGCUCCACCGUUGCCAUAGUUACACUGGCUGUCCAAGUGCCUAACAGCACAACGCAGCCAAGUUUGCGAAGGAAGGUGUCUAAGCUAUCAACGUUUCUGAAGCAGGCAUUAGAGCUGGUCUACGGUGAGCGAUGGAGGGAUGUGUGGUCCGUCACCACAGUGUUCAUUUCAUGGAUAAGGAAUGAGGAUGUUCUUCGGGCUGUGGUGGCUUUGUUGGACACAUCCUUGCCUGAUGUCGGCCCCAGAGAUGUGCACGAAACAGUGCACUACCCUGGGAUACGUACUAUUAUUUUAUCACGGGACCAUGCAGAUGUUUUAGAGGACUAUAGGGGCAGGACUUCCAGAAACAAGAGGACAAAUGUGAGCCCGGUGCCCUGUAAAACAACAGACAGACCCAAUUCCACACACAAGCUGCUCGCUGAGCUAUACAGCGACUCUGAAGAGGAUCCAGAGGAAACCUCAGAGGAGACGCCAGAAGUGGGGACAAGUAACAGAUGGUCUUGGGAGCAAUUCUGUGACGGCCUACAGGAGUUUGUGGAAGGAGCGAGGGAUAGGAAAGAAAGAAGAGCAGUACUAGGAGAAGACGGAAAGAUCCCGUCAUCCGCCGUAGGAGUUGAAUCUCUGAUCGUGGCUGCUGCCUGCUAUGAAGUCAAGCUACUGUCUACAGGAGAAACGGUGCUUCAGCUGUCUCUUUUGGCUGUUAGGAAACGCUACUGGCGCCUUGGGAUUGGCAGCUACAUCAUGGAGCUGCUGAAGACUCAGUCUGUAGUAGGACAAUAUGAUGCACUUGUUGCUCACGUUGACACAGAUGCAAUAGGUUUCUUCAAACGACACGAGUUCACAGAUGACCUCCUCCUCAAUGACAAGUUCAAAGAGCUGAAAGAUGACUGGACCAACAGUAUUCUCAUGAGCUACCUGCCACCUUUUACUACAGACCUAGAGAUGAGAAAUCCUGUUUUCUCCCUGAGUUUACGAGAGUUGGAGACGGACAUGGAUAUGGCAAGGUUACAGGCUCUCUAUGCAUAUCAGCAACAGGUGGUAUGUGUCACCAGGCUACUCAAAGAAGUCAAGACCUUACGUGAACAGCUAGGUCUACAACGUGAGGAAGUGGACCGUCUCAACUCCAAACUAGAACUCGAAAAACGAAAGAGGCAUGAUGUAGAAAACAGGUUCUUGAUGUACAGGCUGAAGAAUGCACAAAAACUGUUAGGCAGCAAUGACUCAGACUCAGUAGGAAGAGAUGAUCGGUUCACGAGCCACUUGAACUGAGGCGGUACAGCAAUCUGUCAGGACACAUUAAAGAGCCACAAAAUGGUAUUUAUUGUUUAAAUUUCUUUAAAAAUUUGAAAUUUGAGACUUUGUUUCAUAUCAAAAGUAACCUGCUCUGUCUUGUCUGUAGACACGUUGUAAGUGUCCUCUUUGCUCUGCGAUGUAUUUUUCACUGCGUGAGAACAUGAUGUGUGGCGAGAGAUUGGCAUGGCUUGUCGGACAUAGCAACGGUAACUAAAGGGGGCGGGUCUUUGCGAAUGGUCAAUUGUAGGUUGUUUAUGAAAAGCAACAAGUCACAAGUGUGUGAACAUCAGCUGUUUUACAACACAUUUGAACGUGCCUCAUCCAAUAAAAAUGCUUUUUGUCUCAUAGCUAAAGCUAAAGUUGAGUUGUAAGGAACAACAUGCAACAUAAAGUGUUUUGAACAUAUUGGAUUGUCUA
This is a messenger RNA of Ctenopharyngodon idella (grass carp), 2428 nucleotides long. RefSeq lists its product as uncharacterized. The transcript has 13 exons. Lineage: Eukaryota; Metazoa; Chordata; Actinopteri; Cypriniformes; Xenocyprididae. Bases 668 to 1987 code for a protein of 439 amino acids. Gene Ontology annotation, molecular function: acyltransferase activity, transferring groups other than amino-acyl groups. The record is from RefSeq and is a predicted model, not a curated record.